UCGUUGGUGCGCCCAGGUGGAAGUACGCGCAUUCCUUCACAAACAUCAGUUGCGCGCAUCGUCAAAACGCGCGUCUCUGAAAGAACAAAGACAUGCUGGUGUUUUGAUAGGACAUGAGAUGACGAAGAGUACGUCACUGAACGAGCCACAAGGAAAGGAAAGCAAAAGGCGUAUAACGUUUCUUGAUUAUGAAUUACGUCAUGUGUUUAAGUAAAAGAGGUUGGCAGUAGGGGGCGUUUCGUGACGGACGACUUCACACACCGAUUAAAGGGACAUUGUAGGGAACCAGUGGACUUACAAGACAGAAAGGGAAAUACAAAACGUGCCACAAGUUUUGAUAUACCUCUAAAAGGUGAACUGUUGUACAGUUUGAAAGUAAAAACAUAGGCCUAUACGCAAAUUUGGAAAACACUGUUAACUCUUUGCUAAAUGUUACUCAAUUUCUUUUUAUUAUGACAUCACAACAUUAUACGACGCUUACUUUCGUUAUUAUUGACUUUUGUUUUGUAAUGUUCAAUAUCGUUUCCCCUAUUUUGUCCUUUGUUGUCUCUUAAGCACGCUUACUUUCUCGAGAGGAAAAAACAAAUAAGAAUGUAACAGAGGACAUUAAAGAUGUUGAACUUGUGUUAGUUGAACUACCUGGAAUUUUUUUCUUAUCUCAAGCACUUUCUUCAUAAUAUGUAUAGAUAUUGUUGUUUGCAUGUCUCAACCACCAUUUCUAGCAACUGAAUCUAUAUUUGGAAAACCGAUAAACUGAUACGGGUUGAAGUGACUUGUUUGAACAUGUCCACUCGCCUGUUGGCAGCCGUGCGUGAGGAGCAUCGCCCCUUUAAGAGGCGAUCCCAUGCGUGGAAUCUAGGGGGCAGGUCCCUGUCAGCGACUGCGUUUCUCUUCUCGCUCUACAGUCAGUCCAGUCCUAAAUUGAGCUUACUUGAGUGCUGACAGACGAUUAUAGCAGAUUGUCCUCCUGCGGCUUUAGAUAGGGGCAUAGCUCCAGUGAAAGGGCUUGAAGGAAAUUUAUCGCAACGUACAGUUGACAUCGAGACGUUUCCACGCACUCUUUCCAGACAGUGACGAUAAACGGGACUCGCGUCUCUACCUUUUACUGUUAAAGAGGUUUCGGGAAAGAGAAGGAACAACGCGUCACAGUGGCAAAUGACAAGAAAAUACCAAAGCACUCGACGAGCACGAGUACUUUUUGUCUCGUUCCUGUAGUUGUCUUGUUCUGACAUAUCAUCGUUUUGAUUCGUAGCGAGCUUUAUGUGCCGUGGCUCUGACAGCUCUUUUGUCACUACAGCGACUUGCUGCUUGUGAUGAUUGCGUGCGGUGACGUUGAGGCGCUUUGUCCGUGGCUACUGGUGAAGUGCGCUGGAGAGAUAUAGUUGUAUUACAUCAGUGCACCAAGUCGCUGGGAGUGCGACAGAGAGAAAGAACACAGUGGGAUCCGAGUGAAUGAGUGAGGUUCAAGUUUCAAGUUCAAGUUUUGCACCAGUCGUUCGAGGAGCGUUAGGCACUAUUUAGAGUAAGAGACGCAUUCAUGGAAUGCGACUGUGACCGCGUCCCACUGCCUAUCUAACUUUGAACUAGUGACCGAAGGGGAGCGACGAUAGAGACGAUGGCAGAGACGACCCUGGAGCCGCGCUCUGAUCUGGACGUUGUCAUUGAUCCGGAUUUUGAGCCGCAAAAACGGCCGAGAUCAUGCACUUGGCCACAGCCGGAGUCAAGCUCGGCGAAGCCCGCGUCCAAUGACACUGACAUUAUUCCCGAGGAAGAGGACGACGAGGAUGACAGCGCGAUGGCGAUCAACGCCAAUGGUGUGGUUGAAGGAGAGGACAGCGGCAGUCCGAGCCUGUCCGAUGGACUGCAUGCAAGCGGACAGGACAACACGGGCUCUCCGCUGUCCUCCCAGCUGGCCUCAGCGACCGCGGGGGCGAGCGGCCAGGGCGGCCAACAGCAAACCCCACGGAAGACCUCCUCGCGGAGGAACGCAUGGGGCAACCUGUCAUACGCAGACCUUAUUACUAAAGCCAUAGAAAGCGAUCCAGACAAAAGACUGACACUGUCUCAGAUUUACGAAUGGAUGGUCAGAAGCGUCCCGUACUUUAAAGACAAAGGCGACAGCAACAGCUCCGCUGGCUGGAAGAACUCCAUCCGACAUAACCUGUCCUUGCAUAGUCGUUUCAUCCGUGUACAGAAUGAGGGAACUGGGAAGAGCUCCUGGUGGAUGAUCAAUCCUGAAGGGGGGCGGGGAGGCAAAGCACCAAGGCGACGUGCAGUCUCCAUGGACAAUGGUAACAAAUACACCAAGAGUGCACGUGGGCGAGCGGCCAAGAAAAAGGCAGCACUGCAGGCUGCCCAAGAGGGUUCGGUGGAGAAUGUAUCUGGUGGUGGUGGUGACCUAUCGAAAUGGGCAGGAAGUCCCACUUCCCGCAGCAGCGAUGAACUGGAAUGCGGUUGGACUGACUUUCGCUCACGAACCAACUCCAAUGCAAGCACCUUGAGUGGACGACUGUCACCUAUUCUAGCUAAUCCGGAGCUUGAUGAUGUCCAGGAUGGCCCGCCUCUCUCCCCAAUGCUCUACUCCAGCCCCAGCAGCCUCUCUCCACCUUCGUCCUCCUCAUCAAACCCCAAAACUUGCCCAGCUGAACUUCCGGGACUUGCUGACCUGACUGGCACAAUAAAUCUCAAUGAGGCUGACAACCUAAUGGAUGGUUUGUUGAACAACAUCACCACACAAGCUCAGGUAGUUCAAGUGGGUUCUGCUUUUAGUUUUGGCUCCAAAACCACCACCUCUUCUCCAAGCCCCACUUCCACUUCUCAAACUGUGGGGAAUAACAGUGCAGGAUUCAGUAACCCCAUUUUCGGACCUUCAACGGGAGGACUACGUCAGACACCAAUGCAGACCAUACAGGAAAACAAGCAAACAUCUUUUUCUAGCAUUACGUGUUUUGGGAACUCACUUCAAGAGCUCCUGAAUUCUGAUUCAUUGGGCUCUCUCAGUCAUAGCGAUGUCAUGAUGACACAGUCGGACCCACUCAUAUCACAGACCAGUGCUGCAGUCACUUCUCAAAACUCGCGCCUUCGCAAUGGCCUCAUGCUCCGUAAUGACCCAAUGAUGUCAUCGUUUAGUUCAGUGUUAAAUGGACGAAGCAGUCACCUCCAGAAUAAGCAACACCAUCAGGGGUCAAGCGUCCAGGGUUCUUUGCGCUCCCUCUCCAACAACAGGGUUCAAAGUUUAGCUAAUGAUGCUAAUAACUUAGUCUCUGCAAAGCAGCUCCUCCAGCCACAGUCCACUAUGUUGAUGACACAGACUUCACUUUACUCCGGGCUGAAUGGAGGUAAUGGGAUCUGUAACCCGUCAGGAACAGACCGUUUUCCUUCGGACUUGGACCUGGACAUAUUUAACGGGAGUCUGGAUUGUGAUGUGGAUUCUAUAAUUCGUUCAGAACUAAUGGAGUCUGAUGGACUGGAUUUUAACUUUGAUGCAUUGGUGCAAAAUGCUGUUAGCCUGAAUCCUGUGGGAAACCUCACCGGGACAAAGCAGUCCAAUCAAAGUUGGGUGCCUGGCUGACAGCAUUUAUAUAGGCUCACAACAGCAGACAAACAACAAAUAAAAGAAUAACGAACAUCCUGCAAAAAAUCCACCAGACUUGAAGUAUCCUUGCCAAGUUUGCUGUAUGCAGCAAGUACUGGAUGAAUCUGACUACGACAUCAUCGCGAUGUUUACCUUCAGUUCAACAGAGCCAGAUUAUAACAAAAGACUGCCCAAUGGACACACAAACAAACUUAUGGUGAACUCGCAGUUCAUGCAACGUUAUGCAAUGAUAAAAUUGUUAGUGAUAAAAAGUGAAACUGAGGCCUGUUGUAGCUUUUCUGUCCUAGUUUUGUUUCCUUGGGUAGGGUCUCUAUAGUCUUUCUCUGUUUUUCUAACAUUUUUGUUAAAUGAUUGGCUGUUUUUGUCAUCGUUUUAGCACUAAUUUUGUCAUUGUUCAAUCUAAAGAAUACAACAGAAGGUCAGCAAAUAAUCUGGAAAAUUUCAGUAGCUAGACAACGUGCACUUUGCUUUCAUUUUUAUCUCAUUGUUACCAUACAAAGUUGGCUUCAAAUUUGAAAUAUAGUUGCCUCAUAACAAUAAUGAAAUAAUCAAAUUGUCUGUGGCUGAUUUUAACUGUAUAAUGAUGAGUAAUUAAUUUGUGUGCACUAUCUAUAACCAUAAAAAAAUGGCAAGAUUUAAAGCUUGGCAGGUGGAGGCAUCUUAUUUAGCCAUUGGUUUUCGCAUAUAAAUGUAGCCAAAAGUAUGAUAAAUAAAUAAAAUAUUUACUUGCAUUGUGGACAUUUCCAUGCCAUACCAGGUGCUAAAUUAUCAGUGUUGAGCCCUGUCCUUUAUUAAGGCCUUUUAUGUUUUCCUGGCCACAAGGACAUAGCAUAAAUGAUUAGCGGUAGCAAUUAGAAUAAUGGCAGCAUUCAAUGGUGGAUGGGACUUUCCUCUGGAAGCCAACUUUACUGAGCAAAAACAAUAAGCUAUCUUUUGUAUAUUUGCCAAAUUACUUGAAAAUGUAGAAGAUGCUGGCAGCCAAAAUCACAAAACAAAGUGAGAUCAGAGGACUUGUAUGUCCUUAUAUGCAACAUGCAUCACUUGCUCAGGGGAGAGUGGGGGCUCCAUUAUAACAUCAGAGCCUCAUCUUGAAUUAACUGCAUCCUGGCUGUGUACACUUAAAAUGUUUUAUGAACAUUGUACAUGUGAAUCCACAGAAAUCCAUCCUGUGUUGUUUAUUGAUGUCUUUACUGGGGGGUGGGCAGGGUAUUGUCACUGUAUUAAACUUUGUUUUGUUCCAUUGAUCAAUUAUCACAGAACAUGAUGUACAAAUCUUAAUGUUUGGUGUCCCUGGCCCUUCAAAGCAUACGUUCAUGUAUGCAUGCAUGUAAAUGUACAUAUGCAUCAUGUAAAAUGCAUAUCUAUGUAUACAUCCUGCUAUACUUAUGUAAUGUAGUGAUAAUACAGAUAAAUCUUUUGGAGUCCAUGUAUUAAGAUAAACCAUGUAAUUGUUAGAUGGGGACAAUUACCAUAGCAGUGGUGUCAAACUUAACAUGUGUCGUGGGAUAAGAUUAUCAUCAUAUUCAUUCUAGUUUUCAGAAAGACGCUGUUCUCAGUGAUGUCCACGAUGCAGCAAAUUCAUUGGCUGGAAAACCACCCCUAUAAAUCAGCUUACCAUGUAAAUUGAUUUAAAAAUUCAAAAUAUUGUCAUUGUCCUUGCAUGUAUUCUUACACCUCCUUUUAUGGGAAUAAACCUAUUUUUAAAGACAUCUGACACAGAGACCCGUCUUCCUAUUGACUAGUUACAUCUUUAAACAUUACUGGUGUUUAUUUACUAUUUCCAGAGUGAUAAUCUGCAUAUACCACUAUUCCUACAUCUUCCGCCCUGAUCGUAGCCUUCUUUCCUCCCUCAUCUCCUUAAAUCCUUUGCUGUUUUACCUCUUUAUCUUAUAGCCAUGUGGCUUCUCUACUAGAUGUUUGUGAGUAUUUUUUCCUGUGUACUCCAUUUUUAUUGUAAUCUAGUUUGUAUAAGAAAUGGUGCGCAUGUAAAUAAAGCUUGAUUAAGCUAUA
Triplophysa dalaica is the source of this 5605-nucleotide messenger RNA. It is a transcript of the gene foxo3b, whose product is annotated as forkhead box O3b. Gene Ontology annotation, biological process: regulation of transcription by RNA polymerase II. Gene Ontology annotation, cellular component: nucleus; mitochondrial matrix. The record is from RefSeq and is a predicted model, not a curated record. The coding region runs from base 1616 to 3571 and encodes 651 amino acids. Lineage: Eukaryota; Metazoa; Chordata; Actinopteri; Cypriniformes; Nemacheilidae. Gene Ontology annotation, molecular function: RNA polymerase II cis-regulatory region sequence-specific DNA binding; DNA-binding transcription factor activity, RNA polymerase II-specific. The transcript is spliced from 4 exons.